Messenger RNA from Syzygium oleosum, 1342 nucleotides. RefSeq names its product fructose-bisphosphate aldolase 6, cytosolic-like. The record is from RefSeq and is a predicted model, not a curated record. Lineage: Eukaryota; Viridiplantae; Streptophyta; Magnoliopsida; Myrtales; Myrtaceae. Gene Ontology annotation, cellular component: cytosol. Bases 63 to 1220 code for a protein of 385 amino acids. Gene Ontology annotation, molecular function: fructose-bisphosphate aldolase activity. The transcript is spliced from 3 exons. Gene Ontology annotation, biological process: glycolytic process; fructose 1,6-bisphosphate metabolic process.
UUUGUCGUACUCUGCUGCUCUCGUCUUCUCUCAAUCAUCAGAUCGCCCGAAACAAACAGAACAUGUCGUGCUUCAAGGGAAAAUACCACUAUGAGCUCAUCGCCUAUGCUGACCACCUCGGUACCCCUGGAAAGGGUAUUCUCGUUGCUGAUGAUUCGACUGGCACCAUCAGCAAGCAGUUGUUUGACAUCAACGUUGAAGCUGUCGAGUCCCCCAUGCAUACCCUCCUUGAACUCCUCUUGACCACUCUUGGAGCUCUCGCGUACCUUAGUGGAGCGAUUCUGUCCGAGGAAACUCUCUACCAGAAGACCGCUGAAGGUAAGCCCAUCGUAGAUAUCCUGAUGGAAGCUGGGGUACUUCCUGGCAUUAAGGUUGACAAGGGCACAGUUGAGCUCGCUGGCACAAAUAGCGAGACCACCACUCAGGGUCUCGAUGGCCUUGCUCAGCGAUGCCAACAAUACUACGCGGCCGGUGCUCGCUUUGCCAAAUGGCGUGCUGUGUUCAAGAUCGGCUCAAGCGAGCCAUCUCUGCUUGCCAUCAAUGAGAAUGCAAAUGGACUGGCGAGGUUUGCCAUUAUCUGCCAGGAGAACGGCCUAGUCCCCAUUGUGGAGCCUGAGAUCUUGGUGGAUGGUUGCCACAGCAUUGACAAGUGCGCUGAGGUGACGGAGCGUGUCCUCGUCGCUUGCUACAAGGCCCUAAAUGACCACCGUGUGCUCAUCGAGGGAACCUUGUUGAAGCCUAACAUGGUCACCCCUGGAUUGGAAGCCCCCAAGGUUGCUCCGGACGUCAUUGCUGAGUACACCGUCCGUGCCAUGCUGCGAACCGUGCCUGCUGUUGUUCCAGCCAUCAUGUUCUUGUCUGGUGGGCAGAACGAGGGGGAGGCCGUCCUCAACCUCAAUGCCAUGAACAAGCUCAAGGGCAAGAAGCCAAGGAGAGGCCUCAAUCUCAAUGCCACAAGCAAGCUCCUAGGCAAGAAGCCAUGGAGCCUCUCCUUCUCCUUCGGUCAGGCCCCACAGCAAAGCAUCUUGAAGGCCUGGGCCGGAAUGGAAGAGAACAUUUGUGAGGCACGGGCCGCAUAUCUCAGGAGAUGCAAGGCAAACUCGGAGGCGACUCUCGGAACUUACAAGGGCAAAGCUCAACUUGACGAGAAGGCGACCCUCAGAACUUACAGGGGCAAAGCUCAACUCGUCGAGGGCACUUCCGGUUCUCUCCAUAUUUAAAACUGAAAGUACUAAAUGCGGAUCUAGGACAAAAUGCUCUACUCCUAGCCUUUAUUAUGUUGCUUGCUUUAUGUAUAUGGAUGCUUUUGUGUAUAAAUAAAUGUUUGCUGGUUGUUAAGAAA